GGAAAUUGGAUCGAAAGCGUGGAAUCGAAUCAGUUGCAGGACGAAUCGAAGCAAUUGGGGAUAAAACGGGACAGGAAUUCGACCUUAGAGUAUCACGCUAAAAGGUUUAGUAGUAUUCGGUAUCACUUGGCUCAGCCAGACGGCGCCGUGGCUAACUGCAAUGAUCCGGUUUUACGGUCGAACAUUAAUUCUGUCUCGAUCACAUUACGUGGAAGUUGUGAAUGAACGCGUUGUUUGUGCAAUAUAAAUGUGCGAUAUAAUAUAUUGUAAAUAUAUACUGUGUUUUGAACGAUGAAGAAUGUUCACGAUAUGAAAAAGAUUGAACGAAAUAAAGAAGAUCGUGUGAAUGCUGCAAGCGAAGAAAAUUAAUACAUCGAUGACGUAUUUCGUAGCAGGUGCAUUGAGACACAAAAAGACAAAAUAUGUGGAUCCAAAUGUAGAAGUGUACAAGAUGAAUCACAAACGAAGAGGCACAGCGUUAAUUUUCAAUAACGUAAAGAUAUAUCAAGAAAGAAAUAAUACGGAGGCAUGUGCGAGGAAUCUGUCGCAAACGUUUCAGAUGAUGGGCUUUGACGUGGAACUCAUCGUCGACGCAACCUUGCAAGUGAUAAUAGAAAAAUUGAAGAGUGUUGCUUCACAGGAUCAUACGAAUAACGACUGCCUGGCCGUGGCCGUUUUGUCUACCGGGACGUCGGGUUAUCUGAAAGCAGACAACAUGUUUUAUCCAGCCCAAAUGCUCUGGAUGCCUUUCCUGCCCGAUUCGUGUCCAGGCUUGAUCGACAAGCCAAAGAUAUUCUUCCUCCAGACUUACCAUGAUUCAUCGUACAACGGAAUACACGGUUUUGACCAAUCGAUCAAUUUCUCUUUCCCAGAUAUUAUGGUCGUACACUUAUUUUAUAAUUCUUCUUGGCAAAAUACAAAUUCUUGUUUAAUGAAUAAAAUUAGCCAAGAGUUGAAGGAACAUUGGAGGACCCACGAUCUACUCAGAAUGAUGACUUCAAUCGUGAGGCACGUGGUUAGUUAUAAUCGGGCGUUAUUGAGCAACGAAAAUAAACUCCAAGCCCCAACUAUAGUCUCCACGUUAUCGCGAUUAGUAUAUUUCGAUAAAACGAAAUAUUUACUUGAAUUGUCGAAAAAUGAAAGGAUAGAUUUCGAUCCUUUGGAUUAAUUUGUUAAUUUGUCGUUGUUAUUGCAACAUAACGUGACAAAAUUUUUAUUUUAAUCGCAUUUUUGUCGAUUUUUCUUAUCUUUCGCUAUUGCUUUUUCUUCGAACCAUGAAAUUCAAUAUUUCGAAAUGAAGUAGACUGAAAAUUUAUAGAGAAGCAGCGAUUAGAUUAUUGUAUCGUAUCAUACUAAUUUUAUUAAAUAAAAAAAUAUACAUAUAUAAUUAUAUAUAUAUAUAAUAAAAAAUAUUUUGCAAAUUA
This is a messenger RNA of Apis mellifera (honey bee), 1424 nucleotides long. RefSeq names its product caspase-1. Gene Ontology annotation, biological process: proteolysis; apoptotic process. Gene Ontology annotation, cellular component: cytoplasm. The record is from RefSeq and is a predicted model, not a curated record. The coding region runs from base 347 to 1168 and encodes 273 amino acids. Lineage: Eukaryota; Metazoa; Arthropoda; Insecta; Hymenoptera; Apidae. The transcript has 5 exons.